Penicillium verhagenii is the source of this 2703-nucleotide messenger RNA. RefSeq names its product putative phosphatidate cytidylyltransferase. The record is from RefSeq and is a predicted model, not a curated record. The coding region runs from base 1 to 2703 and encodes 900 amino acids. The transcript is spliced from 2 exons. Lineage: Eukaryota; Fungi; Ascomycota; Eurotiomycetes; Eurotiales; Aspergillaceae. Gene Ontology annotation, biological process: dolichyl monophosphate biosynthetic process. Gene Ontology annotation, molecular function: dolichol kinase activity. Gene Ontology annotation, cellular component: endoplasmic reticulum membrane.
AUGAAUUCACCGCGGGGCCAGGACGAACAGGAGGUGCUCACCCGCAGUAGCACGCCUGCCACAAGCUCCGAAUUGAUCCCCGAAGAUUUGCGCCAGUUCACUCGUUCUCCGCAUCCUUAUCACCACCGACGACGUCUCGGAUCCCGCACUCCCUCCGAACAAGGCGACCGUUUACAACCACUCACUUCCUACUCCAAGUCCUCGCGGACACCCAGCGACAGUGGCACAGAGGCAGAUGAUGAGAGUACAGGGAUAUUAAGAGGCCUUCCUGCGCCACCACUCCGGCCACGAAAGGGUUUGCGCUCGGGCGGAAAUGGCGUCGGCGACUCCGAUGCUUGGUUGCCUUCCCUACACCCAUGGCCAUCAUUUGCCCGACAAUCUAGUCGGGGCUCCCGGAGAAGCUCCGACGAGAAACAGGCAGAGGGGGAGGCAGAGGAGGCCCGGAAAUUAAGGGCGAAGAGACGGGUUGAGAUCCUGCGCCGUUUGUUGGAGAUGGCGCUUCUCUUCUCAGUUGGGGCGGUGGUUCUGCUACAGAGAGAUGCGCGUUCACUUGCUUGGGAAUGGAGAAAAGAGCUUAUCACUCACGGUCUCCUACUCAUCGGACUGUAUGCUUCAUACCCCGUUAUCCUCCGUCUUACAAGGAGCCGCGAAUGUUCGUAUGGAUUAUCUAGACGGCCCUUCUUCGACAUUCCCGCGAGCUUCGACCCCGCUCCGCUGCUCUACCCGAUUCUCAUUCCGAUCUUCGUUUCGAUCACAUUGGCAAGCCAUCGCCCGGCCUUGAUAAUUCCGAACAUCAUCCUCAGCCUCUCCUCUCUCCCCGCACCCGUCAUCCCAUUACAUAAUUGGUCCAAUGGCUUCAGUCUUCCUCACUGGAUGGUCACAUUGGUGCCAAUCCUCGUUUCGGAACACUUCUCGCUCGACUCUACCAUUCCCAAACCGCUGACGCUCCGUGGGCACGAUGCGGAAUCCUUGAUUCUUCUUUUUCCUUUGCAUCAAGCGUUGAUACCCACUUUAGACUUUUUGUUGACUACCAGUAUUCUUCCUGCUGAGCUUCAGCUGUUGACCACUGCCUUAUUGAAUUUGUACUUGUUUGCGACCUCGCCCCAGGCAGAGAUCUUGAAAGCGUUGCUAUGGCUAGGCGGGAUGUGUAUAUUUGUUUUAGGCCGAGAUGUCCUGCGUUGGGAGGUCACUCUCGCUCGGAUUCCCAGCUGGAAGUUUCGUCGCUCACUGCAAAGCUCACAAUCACCAAGGCGAUUCAUUAACAUGAUCGACCACCGUCUCUGUCAAAAGCUGAGUGGGACAGGUCUCUCCGAUGAGCCUACAUCGGACAGUGAUGGCCCUGGUGCCGUUCCCAUGCCGCGUCAUGCGAGAACUAUACGCGAGAAGGCCCCCUCUGCCGAACCCGUGCCUAGACUUGACAAUGCUACUUUCGAGGAAGCAUUUGGAAGGGAAUAUCGAGCUGAGCAGCGGCAGCAACAGCGCCGCCGACACACUAUCUCAGUUCUAGAUGAGGCAGUGCAGGAGGAAAAACGGGUCCGAACUACCCCCGGUGGCCGUCGCAAGAAAUUGAUGGGGCCUGGACUCGCUUCAUUUCUAUCCAUGACCGCAGCCCAAGCGCAAGUCCGCAAAUGGUUGUAUGCACUUUACAUCUACGCUGUAUCACUGGCAAUUAUCCUGGGGCCCAUCCGGAAGUACAUUGCCGACCGGGCCCUGCAAGGCCAAGAUCCAUUUGGAUGGGCUAUUGGAUACAUGUUUGGUAACAUAUCGGCAGUCCGGUUCUGGGUGCUGAUGACGAAUCUGGAGUACUGGAUUCAACUGCCCCCGCGCCCGGACGUGACCCUGGAAGAUGAAUUCUGCUGGUUCGGGCGGAUUGAACAUAUUCGCCAAACUACCUUCGGCCCUGCCAACACUCGUCUUUUACUGAGUGCUUACUGUGUCCUGGUCUUGGUGAUGGGGCUGGCCGUUGUGUUCCAACUUAGCUCGGUCGUCGAGGUUGACACACGGCGCAAAGUAUUUCAUGGAACGAUGGUGUUGAUGUUUUUGCCUACGGUGUUUGUGGAUCCGACAUUCUGUGCGCUAGCGCUUGGAUUGGCACUGGCGAUAUUCUUGCUACUGGACCUCUUCCGUGCAUCCCAGCUACCUCCCAUCUCUCGGCCACUAACAUACUUCUUGGCACCGUAUGUAGAUGGGCGCGAUCACCGUGGACCCGUCAUUAUUUCGCAUAUUUUUUUGCUUAUCGGAUGUUCUAUCCCACUUUGGCUAUCAUUGUCAGAUCUUGCUCGCAAUGAUGACGGGCCCUGGAUGGGAUGGGAUGUGCCUGCGCGCGACGUCAGCAUGGUCAGUGGAGUCAUCUGUGUUGGAAUGGGCGAUGCUGCCGCAUCGCUUAUUGGGCGUCGGUACGGACGGUUGAAAUGGUUUUGGGGCGGGGGUAAAUCACUGGAAGGCAGCGUGGCUUUUGUGGUAGCGGUCAGUGUUGGAUUGCUGGCUGUUCGUGCCUGGCUGAUGGUGGGAGGAUGGCCAGUGGCUGGGAGCGAAUGGGUCGAGGCACCCACCUCGACUGUUCGAUUCUGGCUUUGGACAGCCUGCAAGUCUGGGUUAGCGGCAGGUGGGACGAGCGCCACCGAAGCGAUCCUCACUGGUUGCAAUGAUAACGUCGUGGUGCCCGUGGUGCUGUGGCUGUUGGUGCGGGGCUUAGGUGUUUGA